Bipolaris sorokiniana ND90Pr is the source of this 666-nucleotide messenger RNA. RefSeq lists its product as uncharacterized. The transcript has a single exon. The record is from RefSeq and is a predicted model, not a curated record. The coding region runs from base 157 to 507 and encodes 116 amino acids. Lineage: Eukaryota; Fungi; Ascomycota; Dothideomycetes; Pleosporales; Pleosporaceae.
AUCGAGCAUUGUACUCCCUUCACCGAUCAGGAUGGCCUUUGUAGCAUCGGCUAGAGGCACCUCCCGCACGAGAUAAAUCCACAAUGUAGCAUCUGCAGCCGAGAUUACGACGACGACAGCAUUGGCAAGAUCAGCAACACCAGAUGUCGGAGAAAGAUGGAUGUAAAGAUGCGUACAAUGUAUCUAAGAUUAAACGCUGUCUUGGACGGGAUACUGCAUGUACAGUCGGAGAUGCUUCCAGGAAGAUCGGGCCUUUUUUUGUUGGUUCUCGAUAUGUUGUUAUCUGUGACCGCCUGUUGCCAUGCAAUCCGUGACAUGUUCGUCCGAUUCUACGUUCCGAGAUGUACAUUUACACGUACAUACGUUGAGCAACUGGGGUAUGGGGUGGAUAUACGCUUGGUUGGCGGCGUGGCCGGUGCCUCGUGUCGCGAUAGGAGGAGCGGCGGUGGCCUUGGUAUUUCGGACUUCGAAACUCUGAUGGAUUCAAGUGUCAGGGCUAGCACAUGAUUAGAUUGGGGGAGAAUGUUCUGAACGUGUUCUUUCACGCGUUUGGUCUUGUCUGUGCUUACCCCAAUUUCGCGUCAUGAUCCCUUUUCCUCCCACGUCUCGGCACGGGGUAUGACUCCAAUCCAAGGGCUCCAUGGGUUGCUUCUAUUUGCCUAAUUU